AUGACCACAAAAAAAGUUUUACUAGCUCUUACCUCAUAUAAUGAUGUAUUCUACAGUGACGGCGCCAAAACGGGUGUCUUUGUUAUAGAAGCUUUACAUCCCUUCAACUCAUUCAAGAAAGAAGGUUUUGAAGUCGAUUUUGUAUCCGAAACUGGCAAAUUUGGUUGGGAUGAACAUUCCUUAGUCAAGGAUUUUCUAAAUGGUCAAGACAAAGUGGACUUUGAGAACAAAGACUCCGACUUCAAUAAGACAUUGGCUAAAAUCAAGACACCAAAAGAGGUAAACGCCGACGAUUAUCAAAUUUUUUUUGCAUCUGCCGGUCAUGGUACUUUAUUUGACUAUCCAAAGGCAAAAGACUUGCAGGACAUUGCUUCUGAAAUUUAUGCUAACGGUGGUGUUGUCGCAGCUGUUUGUCACGGUCCUGCUAUUUUUGAUGGGUUAACAAACAAAGAAACAGGGAGACCAUUGGUUGAAGGCAAAUCCAUCACUGGUUUUACUGAUGUUGGUGAAACCAUUUUGGGUGUUGAUAGUAUUUUGAAAGCUAAGAACUUGGCAACUGUUGAAGACAUCGCUAAAAAAUAUGGAGCUAAAUAUCUAGCUCCUGUUGGCCCUUGGGAUGAUUAUUCCAUCACUGACGGAAGAUUGGUAACAGGUGUGAAUCCAGCCUCUGCCCAUUCCACAGCUGUGAGAUCCAUCAACGCCCUAGAGAACUGA
Messenger RNA from Saccharomyces paradoxus, 714 nucleotides. It is a transcript of the gene HSP31, whose product is annotated as glutathione-independent methylglyoxalase. The transcript has a single exon. The record is from RefSeq and is a predicted model, not a curated record. Bases 1 to 714 code for a protein of 237 amino acids. Gene Ontology annotation, molecular function: glyoxalase III activity. Lineage: Eukaryota; Fungi; Ascomycota; Saccharomycetes; Saccharomycetales; Saccharomycetaceae.